Messenger RNA from Lytechinus pictus (painted urchin), 1387 nucleotides. Its product is annotated as scavenger receptor cysteine-rich domain-containing group B protein-like. The record is from RefSeq and is a predicted model, not a curated record. The transcript has 4 exons. Lineage: Eukaryota; Metazoa; Echinodermata; Echinoidea; Temnopleuroida; Toxopneustidae. The coding region runs from base 82 to 1110 and encodes 342 amino acids. Gene Ontology annotation, cellular component: membrane.
UCAAACCAAGGUCGGGUUGAGAUCUAUCACUUUGGUCAGUGGGGUACUGUCUGUGAUGACGGUUGGGACGACUAUGAUGCGAUGGUUGUUUGUCGACAGCUUGGAUACACGGGCAGUGCCGAAACCAGGAGUCUUGUUUCAUAUGGAGAAGGAUCUGGGCCAAUACAUCUAGAUGGUGUCACAUGCUUUGGAUUUGAAACCAGAUUGGAUGAUUGCAAUCAUAAUGGUUGGGGUAUACAUGAUUGCUCACAUUAUGAAGAUGCUGCGGUUUAUUGCUUUGACGAUCUAAGAGCACAAAUCCGCCUGGUUGGUGGGUCCACCCCGAAUGAUGGACGGGUUGAGAUCUACUACAGCGGACAGUGGGGUACAGUUUGUGAUGACGGCUGGGAUGACAAUGAUGCACAGAUAGUUUGUCGACAACUUGGAUAUUCAGGCUCUGCUGUGGCCAGGGGUGAAGCUUACUACGGACAAGGAUCCGGCCCGAUAUACCUUGAUGAAGUAGUCUGUUCAGGAUAUGAAAGCAGGUUGACCGAUUGCAGUAAUAGCGGAUGGGGAAUCCAUAACUGUGGACAUUUUGAAGAUGCUGGAGUUGAAUGCUCUGAUGAUGGAACAGUACAAAUUCGGCUUGUGGAUGGUGCUUCUUCAAAUGAGGGAAGGGUCGAGGUCUUUUACUUCGGCCAGUGGGGGACAAUCUGUGAUGACCGUUGGGGUAGCACUGAUGCGAGGGUAGUUUGUCGACAGCUUGGAUACUCGGGUGAUGCUUUGGCCAGGAAGGGAGCUUACUACGGACAAGGGUCUGGUCCAAUACUCCUCGAUGAAGUUAGUUGUUUGGGAUCUGAAUUGACGCUGAGUGAAUGUGUCCAUCUCGGUUGGGGUACCAACGAUUGCCUACAUUCUAAAGAUGCAGGAGUGUCUUGCGAUUUAGAUUCUCCAACAGAGCCUACGCAUUCGACUUACAAUCUUGUUUGGAUCAUCAUUGGAUCCAUAGGUGCAUUCUUGAUCUGGGUGGCUGUAAUUGCAGCGAUAUGUUACGCUUGCAGUAAAUCUACACACAUUGUGAGACCAGCAAGGAAUGACAUCCCCAUGGCGUCUACGACUAAUAAUACCUAGGUCACGGUGUAUCCAUCUCCUGCGCCCAACUUGUCAACACCUGUUUACACCGUAAGUGCAAACAUUCCAGGCAACAUGGCUUCUGCAUCGAUAUAGCCACCAACUGGUAUAUAAUCCACCUCCCUAUUAGCCAACUAGUGACUUUAAACACCCUUCGUGAAUCUCAAACAAUAUUCUCAAGGACCCAUCUUCUGAUCCGCAGUAACAUUUUUUUAAGUACUUCCCAUUGUCAAAUUAUUCCAACAUAACCAAUAUAAAGUAUUGAACACCCCCCGGC